CUUCCACUAGCACUAGUAGCACUACCACUUCCAGUAGCACUAGUAGCACUACCACUUCCAGUAGCACUAGUAGCACUACCACUUCCAGUAGCACUAGUAGCACUACCACUUCCAGUAGCAGCACUAGUAGCACUACCACUUCCAGUAGCAGUAGUAGCACUACUACUACUACUACAACCCCUUGUUUUCGAUGUGAGUGGCAACUAUUGCUGGAGCCAAACGGGUGUAGUUUUAUGUGACACCAGUUUUAAUCCUAUUAAAAAUCCUACUAGUGUGAACAUAGGACUUGAUGAUACAGUAUAUUUAGCCGGCCACAGAACUGGUCAAGUGCUAAUGUGUUCCAACAAUACGAUAGUUCCAGCAACACCAGACUACGGUGAUCAUAUCGAUUUUAUUACAAUCGACAAAAACGACUCUCUCUAUACAAAUUGUCACAAUACAUUUUUGGUGCGUCACUUCUCAUCGAGUUCUCCAAAUGGCACGAUCGUUGCUGGAAGUGGCUCAAUUGUUACUGGUACUCUAACUUACCCAGUUGGUACUGCUGUCGACAGUGAUUUCAAUCUCUACAUUGGUGAUCAAAGGAGCAAUCAAGUGAUGAAAUUGGCCCCCAACUCAUCAAGCUUGUCAGUAGUUAUCAGUGCAAGUAGUACUUUUAGCAAACUAUCAGCACUAUUGCUUCCACAUGGCUCAUCCGAUAAGAUAUAUUUGAGUGAUGAGUAUGGUACAAACGUAUAUUUGUGGGAAUUCGGUGCUUCAACGCCGAACACUGCUUACACAAAUGUCGCCACUGGUCCUAGUACACUAAAAUAUCCGCGAGGUAUGAAACUAGAUCCUGAAGGAAAUUUGUAUGUGGCAGACCAACGCAAUUCUCGAAUAGUUAUGUACUGUGUUAAUUCUACACUGGGCAUUGUCGUCGUGAAUACUGAUGAUGAUCCAGUAGAUUUAGCUUUUGAUUCAAGUAUGAAUAUGUACGUUUUGUUAGAUGACGGAAAACUUUUAAAAUACGGCCGAACAUAA
Molecule: messenger RNA, 1017 nt
Organism: Adineta ricciae
Lineage: Eukaryota; Metazoa; Rotifera; Eurotatoria; Adinetida; Adinetidae
Source: the annotation of a GenBank genome assembly